Triticum turgidum subsp. durum (durum wheat) is the source of this 1203-nucleotide messenger RNA. Lineage: Eukaryota; Viridiplantae; Streptophyta; Magnoliopsida; Poales; Poaceae. The record is from the annotation of a GenBank genome assembly.
AUGGAGGGGGAGGAGCGGCGGCUGGCGGCGUCGCUGACGGCGCGGUACUCGGAGUGGGUGCUGGAGGAGCUGGACGAGCUGCGUGGGAGCUUCCUGCUCACGGACCCGGCCAUGCCGGGCCACCCCAUCGUCUACGCCUCCCGGGGCCUCGCCGCGCUCACGGGCUACCCGCGCCGCGAGCUGCUCGGCCGCAACGCGCGCCUCUUCCAGGGCGCCGCCACCGACCGCGCCGCCGUCUCGGGCGUGCGCGAGGCCGUGCGCGCCCAGCGCGCCCACCAGGUCGCCAUCCUCAACUACCGCCGCGACGGCUCGCCCCACUGGGUGCUGCUCCACCUCGCGCCCGUCUUCCACGCCGCCGACGGCCGGGUGCUCCACUUCCUCGCCGUCCAGGUGCCCAUCGCCCCCGCGUCGUCGCCGCGCCGUCACCCGGGCCGGCCCCCGGCGUUCGCGGCGUGCCGGGAGGAGGCCAGGGGCGAGGAGGAGCUGCCUUGCGCCAGCCACGUAGGGGAGGUGUUUGUGGAUAUCGAUAAGAGAGGGCUGGAGGCUGAGGAACCGCGUAUAGCUAGCGGCUGUGACAAAGAGAUGGCUCUAAGCACAGCAAACAGCAUCUUCUCUACACUGAACCGCUAUAGCAAACUAACUGGUUUGGUGGUUUGUGAGAGGAGAUGUGAUUCUGUUGGUAUCCCAGCACUCAGCUCUUCCUUAAAUCUCUCCCUCGGUAGAAUCAAACAGAGCUUUGUAUUAACUGACCGCCAUUUGCCUGACAUGCCGAUAGUCUAUGCUAGUGAUGCCUUUCUAUCAUUAACAGGCAAAGGUUUCUGCUGUUCUAAUCAUCUUACUUAUCCAGGUUACUCAAGAGAAGAAAUAUUGGGCUGUAACUGCAGAUUCUUAAACGGUCCAGGUACUAGUGCGGAGGUUUUAGAGGAGAUAAAUCGGCAUAUCUGUCGUGAGGAGGCUUGCACAGUGCAUUUGCUUAAUUACAGGAAAGACGGAAGUACAUUCCGUGACCUGCUACAUGUGUCUCCCAUCCGAAAUUCAUCGGGCAAGGUCGCAUUUCAUGUGUGGGUUCACCUUGAUGAGAGCGCGAAGCAUGAUUUUAGUGGGUUGACCCCUGAGGUAUGGCAGCUCGGUGCUGUUGGUGCUGUAAGAGUUGCAGUUAGAAGCCUGUCUGCGUCAGGUAGCCUGUUGAGACCGUCCCAAUAG